AUCGAUACUUAUUUCCUAUCCCUACUCUUCUCAUCUGUCAAUGUCAGGUGUACUUUGAACUCUAUGUACUUUGAUAACAUCAUUAAAUAAUUAAUAAAGUAAAAGAAUUGGUAGAUUUAGCAAAAUGUUUUCGAAUUGUUCGCGUCAGUUAACUUCACAGUUUUCCAAUCAUUUGAAACGUCUUCAAAGUACUCUAAUUAUCGCCGAACACGAUAACAAGGGCCUUAACCCAAUAACCCAAAAUGCGUUAACUGCUGCUAAAAAAAUAGGGGGCGAAAUUUCUGUUCUCGUAGCCGGGACCAAAUGCGGCCCUGCGGCGGAAGCCCUAGCCAAAGCAAACGGUCUUUCAAAGAUCCUUAUUGCCGAAAGUGAUGCUUUUAACGGUUUUACGGCCGAAAGCCUGACCCCCCUUAUAAUUUCAACACAAAAACAGUUCAAUUACACUCAUAUUAUAGCCGGGGCUUCCGCUUUUGGUAAGGCUCUUCUGCCGCGAGUUGCGGCUAAAUUGGACGUCUCCCCCGUCUCUGACGUGAUUGGGAUUAAAUCCCCAGACACGUUCGUGAGAAGCAUCUAUGCAGGUAACGCCAUCCAAACCCUGAAAGCCAACGACCCUAUCAAAAUUAUAAGUGUCCGAGGGACCAGUUUUGAGGCUGAUAAACUCGAAGGGGGCUCGGCUAAAACCGAAACUGUCCCCACUGAUGGCUGCGCCACUGACAUGACUGUCUUCGUGGGGCAACAAUUGAGCAAAUCCGACCGGCCUGAGCUAACCAGUGCCAAAGUCGUGGUCAGUGGGGGUCGUGGCUUGAAAUCGGGCGAUAAUUUCAAGCUCUUGUACGAUCUUGCCGAUAAGUUGAAUGCAGCCGUGGGGGCUUCCAGGGCUGCUGUUGACGCUGGAUUUGUUCCGAAUGAUCUUCAAGUUGGCCAAACUGGGAAAAUUGUCGCACCGGAUUUAUACAUCGCAGUGGGAAUUUCGGGAGCUAUUCAGCAUUUGGCUGGGAUGAAGGACAGCAAAACUAUUGUGGCAAUCAAUAAGGAUCCAGAAGCCCCAAUUUUCCAAGUCGCUGAUUAUGGAUUGGUCGCAGAUUUGUUCAAAGCCGUGCCGGAAUUGACUAGUAAAUUGCCUUAAAGUCUUUCGCGUCAAAAGUUUUGUAAUUAUAUAUUUUUGAAAAUAAACUUGUUAUUAUUAAAA
Molecule: messenger RNA, 1189 nt
Organism: Tribolium madens (black flour beetle)
Lineage: Eukaryota; Metazoa; Arthropoda; Insecta; Coleoptera; Tenebrionidae
Gene: wal
Product: electron transfer flavoprotein subunit alpha, mitochondrial
Exons: 4
Coding region: 125-1126 (333 amino acids)
Cellular component (GO): mitochondrion
Molecular function (GO): flavin adenine dinucleotide binding; electron transfer activity
Source: RefSeq, a predicted model, not a curated record